GAAAAUAGAGAAUUUUUUCAAACCUAAAACUUGAAAACAGUUGAUUUUUUUUUUUUUUUUUAAUUUUCCACGAUAUGGAUGAAGUGAUGAUAAAAGAUGCUUUGAAAUUCUUCGUCGUCGUCGUCUUCUUCUUCUUCUGAACCCAAUAAAACUUAGCUCUUAAAGAAUUUUCCUCGAAAUUCCAUCUACACAGAAGAAGCAAGAGAAAAUACCCAUAAGAACGAGUUCCCUCUUCUUGAAAUGCUUCUCUUCAAUUAUAAUCUUAACUAUUUUCUCACUCAUUUACCCAUAAAACCCACAAAUCUUUACUCUCAUUCUCUCAAAAUUUGAAGUCUUUCCCAUGAAACUUUCCAAGUGCCUCGUCUUUUUUCCCGACCCAUAACAAAACCCAGUUGCCCUUCUUCAGUCAACUGGUUGUUCAUUAAAUUCCGCUAUGGAUUUUGAUGAUUUACACCCCAAAGACUGCUGUUUGAUCGGUAACUAUAUAUUGGAGCGCAGAAUCGGGUCGGGUUCGUUCGCCGUAGUGUGGAAGUCAAGGCAUAGGCACUUGGGUACGGUUUUUGCUGUUAAGGAGAUUCAUAAGAAGAAGCUUCUUCCCAAAGUUAGUGACAGUUUGCUCAGAGAGAUUUCUAUACUCAGAACUGUCAAUCACCCCAAUAUCAUUCAUCUCUUUGAAGCCAUUCAGACUGAUGAUAGCAUUUAUCUUAUACUUGAGUAUUGUGCUGGUGGUGACCUCUGGGACUAUAUUAAUCGCCAUGGAAAAGUAUCCGAAGCAGUUGCUAGAGACUUGAUGAGACAAUUGGUGAGGUUGAUUUGUGUGAUGGAUAUGGCAGCUUCUGGCUUGAAAGUUCUUCAAGAGAAACAUCUCAUUCAUAGAGAUUUAAAGCCUCAGAACUUGCUGUUGUCUUCUAAAGAAGGGAUUCCGCUGUUGAAGAUUGGAGAUUUUGGAUUUGCAAGGUCCUUAGCAAAUCAGGCAUUGGCCGAUACACUUUGUGGUUCACCUUUGUAUAUGGCUCCGGAAAUUAUGAACAACCAAAAAUAUGAUGCCAAGGCUGAUUUAUGGAGUGUGGGAGCAAUUUUGUUUCAGCUAUUGACAGGGAAGCUUCCAUUUACUGGCAGUCAUCCAGCUCAGCUCUUCAAGAAUAUCACUGAAUCCACUGAGCUAAAGUUUCCUAAAGGUGCCUUGGAAGAGCUACAUCCUGACUCUGUGAAUCUUUGCAGAAGCCUUUUACGUCAAAAUCCAGGUAUUUGUUGCUGCGAUGCAGUUUGUAAGUGUGCAAGGGUGCUGGGACAAUUAACUGGAGGUGGCGGAUUUAUGUUUUCCCCCUAUAGCUUUCGAACAUUUUGGAGAUUUUGUACUAUCGAACGGCUUUCAUUCAAGGAGUUCUUCAAUCACAAAUUCUUUCAGGAGCCAAGAUCAAAUAAAGCUGUUGAGACAACACCUGUUGUUCAGUCAUUGGAAUCAGCCAGCUCAGAAGCAGAAAAGGUUGAGUCCCACUUAGAACAACCUAUUGAGUCAUCGAACAGAGAUUCAGAAACCAGUAGUUCAACCGUAUGUAACAGAACAUCCAGAGGGAAGAACAUUGGCAGUUCGGUCAGGGAACAACUUAUUGAGCCAUCUAACAAAGAUGCAGAGAUCACUAGUUCAUCCGUACCUAGCAGCAAAUCCAAAGGGAAGAACAUUUGCAGUUUGGUGAGGGAACAACCUAUUGAGCCAAUUCUCAAUCGUGGAGUAGAUGAGCUAAAAUCUCUUGAUUGUAUUCAACAAUCCCUGAAUCAGAUUGGAGUUUCUGAUUCAAUGGAUUCAAUUGAGAAAGAUUAUGUUCUCGUGAAUGCUCAUUGUCCUUCAAUGGAGACCUCUUCUUAUCACCUUGAAACAUCAUUACAAGGUUCAUUGAGAGUUUCCCAUGCUUUUAUUAUCGAUCAGGAUACGAUAGCCAAAACCCAGAAAAAGGAACUUAUUGCUAGUACAAGAGAUAUUGGAGAAAGCUCAAGGAGUCGAGAUCAAUUCUCAAUGGCACGUGCAGCAUCUAUGUUAAGAGAAGUACAAGGACUAUCCAUAUUGCAUCCCUCUACCAGGCUCCAGUUAUUUAAUCAGUAUCUCCAUGUUCUUUCAGAUUUGUCACAAGAAAAGUGUAAUGCAGGGAUGUUUUUGGAAUCAUUUUCAGUUGAACUGGUUGCUUUAGCUUUAUGGAAGGAAGCCGUUGAAAUUAGUGGUGCUUGGCUGAGUUCUUCUGAUGAACGCAAAUCGUCAGAAAGUAGUUUGGGAAUAGAUUCUACAACUCUUCAGAAAGAUGCUGACGACGCUGCAAAUGAGGAAGGAAAUGUAGAUUUUAAUAGACCGUCAUCUGUUUCUAAGUGGGCACAGCUAGGGUUUAUUGCUGCAGUGGACCGAACUGAGAAGUUAUCGCAAAAUAUCCAAGAGAUCGAUGGUGCAACUGUCAUACCUGAUGCUAUGGAAAUUAUAUUCCAAAAGGCAAUUUCCCUUGGGAAAUCUGGUGCUGUAGAUCAAUACAUGGAAAACAAGGACAAUGCUGCUGCUUCAUAUUCCAAAGCCAUUCUUCUAUUUUCAUUCAUUUUGGGAGAAGCUGAAUCCCUUAACUCUCCAUUUUCGCUUACUUCGUGCAAUAAGCAACGAAUUCAACAUUACAUUCAUUACCUGCAGACUCAGACUAACUUGUUAUCGCCGUAGCUGUUGCGAAAGCAAUUGGAAGGUUCUCCCUCGACAAGUAAAUGAAAGGGAAGUCCUUAACUGGGUAAAUUGUACAGUUCUACAUAUUUACUUCUGUGACUCCAACUUUCUGUUGGAUUUGGAACUGUUGGCUGAUCUCCUAUCAGCUUUGGAAAUUAUGUCAAUAUAUUUUCUUUUUCUUUUUCUAUUUUGGGGUUUUAUUUGCCCCUCUCUUUAGGAGGUUAGGUUCUCAAACAUGAGAGUAAAUAUUUAUACAAAAAAGAAAAAAAAAAGUCACAUGGAUACAAACAAUAGUAGGAGUGAGGGAUUUGAGUUCAGAGGGCUACUUUAAAUCGAGAGUCAAUUGAACUAUCAUGAACUUUGUUGCUUUUAUUAGGUGGAGUUUUGUGCAUACAAUAGUUUAUUUUUUAUCUUAAGGAUUGUAAAUAUUGAAUCGAGCUCUGUAAAUAUGAUUACUUCUGCUGGUAAUUCUUUAA
Molecule: messenger RNA, 3168 nt
Organism: Cucumis melo (muskmelon)
Lineage: Eukaryota; Viridiplantae; Streptophyta; Magnoliopsida; Cucurbitales; Cucurbitaceae
Product: serine/threonine-protein kinase ATG1a
Exons: 13
Coding region: 434-2692 (752 amino acids)
Biological process (GO): autophagosome organization; peptidyl-serine phosphorylation; autophagy
Cellular component (GO): autophagosome; cytoplasm
Molecular function (GO): ATP binding; protein serine/threonine kinase activity
Source: RefSeq, a predicted model, not a curated record